CUGAAGGGGAAAAAAAUAAACCCAUGUGUGGUUGUGGGCUAGUUUCAUAAGAAAUUGGCUUGACAUCUGGGUGUUUCAUUUGGACACUAGGAAGGGAGCUGCAUCAGCAGGAAAAAAAAAAGAGGCUAAAGAAGAAGGAGGAAAAAAUCAAACCCAAGUCUGUCCCUUGAAUGAAAGAAGGCAGAGCUCAGAUCCCAAAAACUCAUCCAAGGUGUGAAGGGAAGCAGAGGAGAAAGGAGAAUUUUGCAUCACAGGCUGUGCGAGAACCAAAGGCUCAGCAUGUCUAGGAGAAAUAACAUGCAUCUCUCAGCUGCAGGUCGCAGUUGGUGAAGCAGCAAAUCUUGCCACGGGAGGAUCAGCAGGGAACCGCGAAGCCAAGAGAAAAGCCAAAUUAAGUGGAAGGCUUUCUGAUCUGCUCAAUUGGGGGGCCAGAGACCCAGAUCCUCCGUUGCCCCACUUGAUCCUAAGGAACAGAUCUUCCAGCAAAGCCAGUCCAAGAUGUGCGCCAUCUUUCUGCUGCUCUUGGCGUCUUCUCUUCCGGCCAGUAGCCCACAUGGCCAAGAAGCCUCCUCCAAGAGAGACGGCCGGAGGGUUACAUCCUGCGUCCGAUGUUGUGGCCCGGCUGAACAACCGGCUUCCAUCACUGCCUCCCGAUACACCCGGAUGAGCAGUGACUCCUUUUAUUCCAUGCCCAGGAUCCGUCCCACUAUCGACAUCACCAUCUUGAAAGGAGAAAAGGGUGAAAUGGGUGACAGAGGAAUCUCCGGUCCUGAAGGCAAAGAGGGUGAACCUGGUCCACGGGGCCAUAAUGGCCGGAAAGGUCAAAAGGGUCAGGCUGGCCUACCAGGCAAUUCCUGCAAACAACAUUACGUUGCCUUUUCCGUCGGCCGGAGGAAACCUCUCCAUAGUUCCGACUACUACCAGCAUGUCACUUUCGACACGGAGUUUGUCAACCUCUAUAAGCACUUCAACAUGUUUACGGGGAAGUUCUUCUGCUACGUGCCGGGGAUCUACUUCUUCAUCCUCAACGUCCACACCUGGAACUACAAGGAGACCUACCUACACAUUAUGAGGAACGACAACGAAGUGGCCAUCCUCUAUUCUCAGCCCAGCGAGAGGAGCAUUAUGCAGAGCCAAAGCCUCAUGCUGGACCUCCAGGAAGGGGAGGAGGUUUGGGUGCGGAUGUUCAAACGGGAAAGGGAGAAUGCCAUCUACAGCGAGGAAUCGGACAUUUACAUCACCUUCAAUGGACAUUUAAUUAAGCCGUCCGUUGAAUGAACCAGACUAGGAUUUGCAGAGGUUGCCCUGUUUGUGAGUUUCAGCGACAAAGCUGCUUCCCUUAACAUGCUGUCCAAGAGAAAGUUGGUAGGAUUACUCAGGAGUAGAUGCUCUUUAGCUUGCAGCUUCCACUGGUGCCAUGAUAAGCCUACCUGAGAGGAGAUCAUUUAGAGCAAUCCCAGAUAGGUGCCUGCUUAGCCUUCCUAGAACUGUCUGUGAAAAUUUGGGAAAUGUGUCUUGUACAUGGCAUGGGAAUUCUUAUGGAAUUCUCCACUUCUCCACUUUUAAGAGGUCUUCAAUAGUUAUAUGGCCAUAUCUGACCAAAUAACACAUCCAGUAUACAUGAUGAACAACACAGUCCCCGAUUCUGGUGCAAACUGUCCUGAUGACAUACAGCCAGUUCAGCAAUGAACCUGCAUUAUAUCACCCUUAAAAUGGUUUUAGAAAUUCACAACUGCUCCAGAUCUUCCCAGAGCAAUGUGGGGCAGCUGUUUGCAUGCACAUCCUGCUAUGCUACCCGCCCCCGCUGCCAUCAGUGCGAAUCACUCUCUCUGAUUUCACAAUGAGGUGCCCAGCCAUAUGAUCCACCUCAUUUUCGGACUCAGAGGGAGUGAGUUGUUCUGCUGCACAAUGGGAUGUCUAUGCAAACAGCUACCGGGUGUCACUCCAAAGAGUCCAGGUAAGGGGGACCUUGGGGCAGCUUUGGGGCCAAAACACUCUGGGCUGGUCCUGGAGUAUUCUGGUCCAUGCAAACAUGGCCUAUGAAAGGCAUUUUGGAAAUCCUUCCGUAUACUGCACUCUCUGUUGGCUGAUCUCCCAUCAAAAUCCUACUCAUGUAAUAUCUCACAUGGUUGAGAGCAUUUGCUUAAUAAUAAAUGGAUUUCAGAACCGCGUGUGUGUUCUGCUGAACUCCAGUGGGAGACGAACGGUUGAAAAAUUCAGAAGACUGAUGCGGGAGAUGCUGAGUUCUUUAGAUGCCUUCCUUUCUGAAGUUUGGAGGUUAUGGAUUAAAAGAUAAAGAGCAAAGGUAAGAAACCAGAGGAUCUCCAUAUCUUUUAGCUAACAGAUCCCAUCAUCCCAGGCCAUUAGCCCUAUUGGCAGGUUUUGAUGGGAAUUGCAGUCCAACUAUUGAGGGAGGCCGCACCACGCUGGCUCUCACCACACAAUUAUAGCAUUAUUAAUUUGAUUUAACUGACAUGGCAAUGUCCUAUGGAAUCAUGGGAUAUGCAGUUUAGGGACUGCUAUUUAGAAAUCUCAGGGAGAGCACUCCUUAGUGCAAUGGUUCCCAAACUUUGGUCUUCCAAAUGGGUUGGAGGUAUAUUUAUUUAGCCUGUGUCAUGUCAAGACAAACUUGGAAAGGUUUGCCAGCCCUGGCUCACUGCAAAUGAGUUUCUUUAUCAGGUGGCAGCCAGAGGCCCUUGCAAAUUGAUCGCGUCCACAGAUACAGUUGGGAGAAACUCUGUUUGCUCUGGGCCAAAGUCAAAUGCUGUGUGUAAGUGGGUGCCAAGCUGACAUUACCUACAAAUGCAUAAAUGCAUAGGCAGAAAAGUAAAUGGUGCUCCACAUCUCAAGUCGAGGUUCCUACACUACCCAUCGUUGGGUAGUGCCAGCGCCUCUCCCUUUCCUCUCUGGUAGUAAAAAUGCAAUCAUAAUAACCACUAAAAAUGUGCUGCUUUUGCAGGAUUGCACCAAGUCUUUUCAGCCUGAGGCACUGUUUUGCUUUGCCAACAGCAGUUCCAUUCCCAAAUAUAUGAGAUGAAAAGACUGGAAUGUCUCUUUAUGUUCAGCAUGUUCACCAACACACAAUGAACAUUAUAUAUAUAGGAAAAUGCACGGUUGAAUCAAAGCAAUCUAACCCAGGCUGUUCCCAAAAGUAAAAAGGUGUCGUUUUUGUCGACUU
Messenger RNA from Sceloporus undulatus (fence lizard), 3178 nucleotides. RefSeq names its product C1q and TNF related 8 (gene C1QTNF8). The transcript has 4 exons. The coding region runs from base 499 to 1278 and encodes 259 amino acids. Gene Ontology annotation, molecular function: protein binding. Lineage: Eukaryota; Metazoa; Chordata; Lepidosauria; Squamata; Phrynosomatidae. The record is from RefSeq and is a predicted model, not a curated record.